Prunus armeniaca (apricot) is the source of this 468-nucleotide messenger RNA. Lineage: Eukaryota; Viridiplantae; Streptophyta; Magnoliopsida; Rosales; Rosaceae. The record is from the annotation of a GenBank genome assembly.
AUGGCUCGUAGAUUGACCAAAGUUAUGGAGGACCUAUGUGUUCAGUAUGAUAACACAGUACGGAAUUCAAGUGGAUGUAUAAUUCAGUUUUGUUAUGGAGAUGAUGGUAUGGAUCCUGCAGUGAUGGAAGGAACAGAAGAUGGAGCUCCAUUAGACUUACCCCGAUUGUUUCUGAAAGCCAAGGCGACAUGUCCUGCUAGAGAAAAUGAGUACUUGUCUCCUGAACAAGUGACUGAGAUGGUGAGAAGCAGGCUUUCAAAACAAGAUAUGACUCUUGAUGGUAGUUGCUCUGUUGGUUUCAAAACUUCUUUGGAGCAAUUCCUGAAUAAAUAUGUUGAAGCAUUCAGAAAAACACACGAGACCUUUUUGUUGGAUGAUCAUUUUUGUUGGAUGAUCAUAGUGCCUGGAAGGAGAAGAUUGUGCAAAACAUAUCUGGUGUUACUUUUAGACAGCUGGAAGUUUUUCUAG